Molecule: messenger RNA, 882 nt
Organism: Amphimedon queenslandica
Lineage: Eukaryota; Metazoa; Porifera; Demospongiae; Haplosclerida; Niphatidae
Product: laccase-2-like
Exons: 1
Molecular function (GO): oxidoreductase activity; copper ion binding
Source: RefSeq, a predicted model, not a curated record
GCAACAUUAUCACAGAAGGGCAAUCAGUCGAUUAAUAAAAACUAAACCUCCCAUUUCCAUUUCUUAUAAACAGCAUCAGUCAUAUGGAUUCGUGCAUCACAUAAAUACAAACUGCACUUCACUGAUUAAUCAUUCGGUCAGUCAGUUUGUGACAGAAUAAUGAUGCGACUUUCAAUGCUAUUUGAAGUCUUUUGUCUUAUCUUCUUAUCUCAUCAGCAGGUUAUUGCUGAGGUUGUUAUAUGCAAUCACAAUACUCCAGUAUGUAAGUGCACUACAGCCAGUGAUGAAGCAUGCGAGUUUACAUUUGACAUUGAGAUGCUGCAGACCUUUACCCGAUAUCUGCUGGAUGAUGAUAAAGACUCAAGGGGUACUGCAGGAAGUGUCUGGCAUAUUAAUAAUGGAGAAUGGGAACCAGUUGAUCCUACAGACACACUCUGUGGUAACUCUACUAAUAGUGAGGAAUCUAAAAGAUGCACUCAACCGUUUGGUGUUGAUGGGUACACGUUUCGUUCCUUUAUAGCAGUCAAUGGACAUAUACCAGGACCAACACUCAUUGUAACUGAGGGUCAGUUGGUUAAAGUGAAUGUAAUCAAUAGAUUAGCAUCAGAGAGUGUAUCUGUACACUGGCAUGGGAUGCAUCAAAGGAACAGUAACUGGAUGGAUGGAGUGGAGCAUGUUACACAGUGUGGUAUACCACCAGGAACUAACUUCACUUAUAUCUUUAAAGCUGAACAAUACGGUACUCACUGGUACCACUCUCACAGUGGAGCUCAGAGAACUGAUGGACUCUUUGGAGCUCUCAUUGUUAAAGAGAGGGGUAACACACAGAGAGACAACCUCUUUAGUCAAUUAACAGAUUUUAAUAUAACAAGCUAUAAUGAC